GUUUCAUCUCAAGUCAGGACGAGAACUCAGCAUGCAUCCUGCUUACACACUGUACAUCGGGCUUGAAGCUCGUGUGACCGAAUGGAAGAACGAUAUGUAUGCGACUGUCAGUAAACGGUUCAGCGCACCCACUGAUGCACAAUAUCAGGUUGAUGAGAAGAGACCGAUGAUUACGGAGAAGCAAGCUGAAGAAGGGAGAUCGGAGAAGGAAUUGCUGGAACAAAAAUACGCCAGUCAGUCAUGAUCAGAGUUAACAUAUGGCUCCGAAGCGACGAGAUAGA
Molecule: messenger RNA, 281 nt
Organism: Fusarium oxysporum Fo47
Lineage: Eukaryota; Fungi; Ascomycota; Sordariomycetes; Hypocreales; Nectriaceae
Exons: 2
Coding region: 32-244 (70 amino acids)
Source: RefSeq, a predicted model, not a curated record